AUGUCUGCUCAACGAUCCCUUUCAGAUCACAAUCGUCUGUGUGGCCCAAACCUGCGUCUGUGUGUUACAAAUUCGGCGACGGGGAUGGGAUCUCCGAGGAAAGAAUCCGGAGAUUACAGGGGCGACGAAAGUGCCAGCCCGCCGACUGUCAGGACGCGUCUACCGCAAGUCACAUUCACGGCUGCGCCGGCAAUACAGUUGGGGCCGCCACCGCGAUUUGAAGCUGGAACAAAUUUGACACUAUGGAAGACGAAGAUACAAAGGUUCCUGCGUUGGGUGCCAACAGAAGAACACAGUCUGUGUAUCCUGGAUCGUUUAAGUGAUCAGAAACAAGAAUUACUGAUCAACGAGAACGUGGACGAGGACUCACCCCAGAGUCCGUAUGGAACAGCUUGUGGGAAUUGUUCCCAGGUCAGGUCAACCACUCCUCCCUCCGACACCACUACUGGUGAAGAGACCAAAGACCAGGGACUGUUGAAUCCCGUUGCCAAGUGUGAGCUCCAAAGGCGAGCCCCUACCACUCUGGGGGAAGCGGUCCGUAGGGUAAAGACAUUCGACAUCCAAAGCCUAGUCAAAAACGAGGCACUAAGACGGUCUGAAGAGCCAAAACAAGCGAGCAGCUCGCGGGUCAACGGCCCCAGAUUCGAAGCACAAGUCCCCUGGCGCACCAAACCCCAAAAGAUACGGCGGAACGGCCCGCAGGCGGCAACAACAGGAACCAAUGCUUUGGUCGAUACAGGAGCCACGUGUAGUCUUAUCGACGUAGAUCAGUGUCAGAUUCGUGAGCUAAGCCGAGGCGGCCCUCGAGUGAAAGCCGUCAACGGGUCUCCUCUCCGAACCUGGGGCUGUCUGGACGUCGAAUUGCAGAUGACGGGGACCCAAGGUCAAGCAACCUAUGGUGGUCGCCUCGAAUCUGCCAUGGAAGAUGAUAUUGGGAAUUGA
Messenger RNA from Echinostoma caproni, 942 nucleotides. Lineage: Eukaryota; Metazoa; Platyhelminthes; Trematoda; Plagiorchiida; Echinostomatidae. The record is from the annotation of a GenBank genome assembly.